AUGAGUCAAGAAAUCACGUUGGUUGCACAAGAUCCAGAUUUACUCAACUUUCAAAUGGAUUAUAAUGUAAGUUACUCUAUUAAAAUGUCUUUUUUGCUUUUAUAACUUGUUUUCAAAGUGCAUUAUACUGUAAAUUACGACAUAGUAUAAGUUUUUUUACUUCAAUGUUUUUUAGCUGAUUGUCACAUACAUUCAUCCAUAUUGCCUGGACAACAAACUGAGAGUUGGCGACCGGUUGAGUCAAGUUGAUGGUACUAAAGUCAGCUCUAUUCACGAUCUGCCUGAUCACGUUAUCUGUCGUGUUCAUUUUAAAACUACAAGGUAAUGGAGGUGCUCCUACGAUUAUAUGUUUCUCUUUUUGCACGAUACUUACCUAUUUUUCAUAGUUUUUGAAAUGGCAUUAGGUAUAAUAUAGAACUGGUCUUAGUCUAAUCUCUUCUACUGUAACUUUUGUACUUUAAGGUUAAUAUUUCUACGUGAAUCGACCGAGAAAUCGCCAUUAAAAGAAGGCAAAGAAGGGAAGAAAAGUCAACAAGACGAUGCGAGCAAGCUGGUUGUACCGAGUAAUACGUUGACCAGUACUACCUUGACAUUUGACAUUCAUUCCAACAAAAGUGCUCGGUUUGGAUUGGUACGUUUUCUUAGUUUAGACAUCUAUUAGCUGUAUCGUCGAGAUAUUUGCAAAAAAUUUUGAACCUUAUUUAAAAAACUGGUAUUUUAUUUAUUUUUUUUCCCAUAUGGUGCAAUUUUAAAAAAUAUUUAGUUUAUAAUAGUAAUCUUUAAGGUUUUGAAAGAGAAGAAGUCGUCAGUGUAUGUUUACCGUACUGCCAACUGUAGUUUGAGUUGCUUUUAUUUCUACGCUGGCGACAGAAUCGUUGAAGUCAAUGGAACCAAACUGGAAGGUGUCGAUCACGCCAAGAAAGUAUUUGCUAAAGUAAGUUUGCAUUAACCUUACCUUUGUUUUUAUUUUUUUCAAAAAUAAUGCCAGGUAUGAAGUAGAGCUGUCCUCGUAAAGUAUUGUAUGGGGCAAAAAGGUGUUAUGCAUGUCAUAUUGCAUAGUUAAUGAUAUUUUAUAGGCGUUCGAAUCUACAAAACCGAUCAAGAUCACUUUGGAGCGAACUGAAGGUCUCGAUGAUAUGCUGGCUCUGUCCUCGAUUGUGGUAGAAUCAGAUGACAAGAAGACGAUCACAAAAGAUUGA
Messenger RNA from Bursaphelenchus okinawaensis, 1199 nucleotides. The record is from the annotation of a GenBank genome assembly. Lineage: Eukaryota; Metazoa; Nematoda; Chromadorea; Rhabditida; Aphelenchoididae.